Pungitius pungitius (ninespine stickleback) is the source of this 4796-nucleotide messenger RNA. RefSeq names its product protocadherin 19 (gene pcdh19). The transcript has 5 exons. Gene Ontology annotation, biological process: homophilic cell-cell adhesion. The coding region runs from base 1180 to 4473 and encodes 1097 amino acids. Gene Ontology annotation, molecular function: calcium ion binding. Lineage: Eukaryota; Metazoa; Chordata; Actinopteri; Perciformes; Gasterosteidae. The record is from RefSeq and is a predicted model, not a curated record. Gene Ontology annotation, cellular component: plasma membrane.
GCAGGUCCUGAGACAGAGCGCUCGGCUCGGAGCUGCGCGGCCGCCAGUGUGCACCAGCGAAGCGAGCGGAGCGCUUGUUCAAGUCAACCAAACAGCCUGCUGGCAAAGAGUGGUUGGGUUUUUUUUUUUUCUUCUUUUUUUUAAUUUGUCUUUUUUUCUUUCUGCCUCUAACCAGGCUGGAUACGGGCUACUGUGCGUCCUGCUUUGUUUUCUGACCAACAUGAAAUGCGUGUUGUACAUACAGUAGGCUCUUUCAUCGUUUCUGCACAACUGGCUUUUUGGCUGAACCUUUUUUUUAUGUGGCAUGGACUAAUUAUCAGGAUACCUGCGACCUUUUCCAAGGGAAUUAAGUAAACGCUUCAAGUCUUGCGGCGGGGAUGAAAGACGAAAUCUUCUGGAAAUAAUAAAAAGGUAAUCGGGACUUCAGUGAUGUGAUGAAUCUCACUCGUUCUUUAGAAAAAGAUAUCCGGACUGGAGUUGUUGAAUCAUUUUGUGACUGCUGAUCCUUUUUUUUUCUUUUUUCGUCCGAUGUGCAGUUGGAGAGCAAAAAUCUGAAAAGGACAUUUUGACCACUGCUCGUAUUAGCUCACAUACGCAAAGCAAUAUGUUUAUCCAAAAUGCGACUUAAGUGUUUCCUGGCAUUAGGGCGGAGAAUUUAACACGGACUUUUGAGCCCGGCUCAUUCAUCCUCACGGAAGAUUGAACAUUCUGUGGACUUCCCCACAAGAAUUCCUUCUAUAUGCAGUCCGAUUAUUUCCCCUUCUUUCAGCCCACUUGAAAAUGGACAGUUCGACAUAUGAGUCAUGCGUAAGACCAGUUUGCCGCUUGAGGAGUGCUGCGCGGAUUUACACGGUUAAAUCACUGUUGUGAGAAGAGCCAGCAUGUUUUCACAGAUCUGUCGUCCCCAAUGUUUCGCCCGUUGCAGUAGACCGGAGGAUGUGCUCUGCCUGAGAAGAGUCAAAUAGGCUUGCUGCAAUUAGAGCUUUCACGCCAUGGUAUAAUUUGUGCACGCGAGACCUUUUCCUCCCCUUUACACUUUUCUGGACAUUUGAAUGAGAUGAUUCAUUUGGAACGUUUUUUUCCCCGAUUUUUUUUCUGACGUGCAUUUCUAGUGCGUAAUUAGCGAGCUCUUCGUCGGGCUGAGGGGGAGAAGAAGAAAAAAAAAACUCAACAGGUACAAUGCAAACCAAGGAGAUGGAAUUAAUUCAAUUCUUUGCUGUGUUCCUCUUUAAUUGGGUCGCGGCCGAGGCUGUUAUCAACCUAAAGUAUGGAAUAAACGAGGAGAUGAAGCCCGGCUCAGUAAUUGGAAACGUGACAAAGGACGCGCUAAAGCAAGGAUUCCAGAUUGCGCUGCAGCCCCCGUACUUGAGGGUUAUUUCCAAUUCAGAACCGCGAUGGGUGGAACUCAGUCCCGCCGGAAUCCUUACAACCCAAAUGAAAAUAGAUCGGGAUGUGGUUUGUCGACAGAACCCUAAGUGCAUUAUUUCCCUAGAAGUAAUGUCAAAUAUGGAGAUCUGUGUCAUCAAGGUGGAAAUUGAAGAUUUGAACGAUAACGCACCCAGGUUUCCAACGAGCCACAUUGACAUUGAAAUCUCCGAGAAUGCCUCCCCUGGUACCAGGUUUCCCCUAGAGGGGGCAAGCGAUCCGGACUCGGGGACCUUUGGAGUGCAAUCAUAUUCCAUCACUCCGAAUGAGCUUUUCGGACUAGACAUAAAGACCAGAGGGGAUGGGUCUAAAAUUGCUGAGCUUGUUGUGCAAAAAUCAUUGGACCGCGAGACCCAGUCCCACUAUACGUAUGAAAUUAGUGCAGAAGAUGGAGGCGACCCUCCUAAAAUAGGCGCGGUCCAGUUAAAUAUCAAAGUGAUUGAUUCUAAUGACAACAACCCUGUCUUUGACGUGCCAGUGUAUACUGUCAAUGUCAUGGAAAAUUCCCCCAUUAAUACGUUAGUCAUUGACUUGAAUGCAACAGAUCCCGACGAGGGCACUAAUGGCGAGAUAGUGUACUCGUUCAACAGUUACGUCGGCGAAAACACCAGGGAUGCGUUCAAAAUUGACCCGGCAACCGGGAUCAUCACCGUGAACGGUGUCUUGGAUUACGAAGCAGCGAACAUAUACGAGAUCGACGUCCAGGCCAAAGAUUUAGGUCCCAACUCAAUCCCAGCUCACUGCAAAGUCACAGUGAACGUGAUGGACACAAACGAUAAUCCACCUGUCAUAAAUCUGCUCUCGCUCAACACAGAGAUGGUGGAAGUUAGUGAAAACGCGCAGCGUGGCUAUGUCAUUGCGCUGGUGAGGGUGUCCGAUAAGGAUUCCGGGGCCAACGGCAAAGUGCAGUGCAGGCUGCAGGGCAAUGUUCCGUUUAGACUUCAAGAAUAUGAGAGUUUCUCCACCAUACUUGUUGACGGCAGGCUGGACAGGGAGCAGAAGGACACAUACAACCUGACCAUCCAAGCGGAAGAUAGCGGUAUGCCUCCUCUACGCGCGACAAAGUCUUUGGUGGUCAAAGUCACGGACGAAAACGACAACCCUCCCCACUUCCUCAAACCACACUAUCAGGAGAUGGUGAUGGAAAACAACCUGCCCGGUUCAUGUCUGCUAGAGGUGUCGGCAGAAGACCCGGACCUGGGGAUGAAUGGCACAGUCUCCUACUCCAUUGUCCCCGGUGAGAUUAAGCACAUGGAUGUAAACACGUAUGUCAGCAUUAACCCAUCAGGCCGCAUUUACUCCAUGAGGUCAUUUGACCACGAAUACACCAGAACCUUUGAUUUCAAAGUGUUGGCCAGAGACAACGGUAACCCGUCCCUAUCCAGCAACGCCACGGUGCGCAUUGUCGUCCUGGAUGUCAACGACAACACACCUGUCAUGACGAACCCUCCGCUCGUUAAUGGCACAGCGGAGGUUUCCAUCCCCAGAAACGCUGGGGUGGGCUACAUGGUGACCCAAGUGAAGGCAGACGACUACGAUGAGGGGGAGAACGGCCGGCUGACCUACACCAUCUCAGAGGGCGACAGAGCUUUCUUUGAGAUCGACCAAGUCAACGGAGAGGUGCGUUCCACCAGGAUGUUUGGGGAAAACGCCAAAUCCACCUACGAGAUCACUGUGGUGGCGAGGGAUCACGGCAAGCCCUCCCUUUCUGCCUCGGCCUACAUCGUAGUGUACCUCUCACCGGACCUAAAUGCACAGGAGCCUAUCGGACCUGUCAACCUGUCCCUCAUCUUCAUCAUCGCUCUGGGCUCCAUCGCAGCCAUCCUAUUUGUCACUAUGAUUUUUGUGGCGGUCAAGUGCAAGAGGGAUAACAAGGAGAUCCGGACGUACAACUGCAGUUUCUUCUACUUGCGCAGGGUGGCGGAGUACUCAUACGGAAACCAGAAGAAGUCCAGCAAGAAGAAGAAGCUGAACAAGAACGACAUCCGCCUGGUGCCGCGCGACGUCGAGGAGACAGACAAGAUGAAUGUGGUGAGUUGCUCGUCUCUCACCUCCUCGCUCAACUACUUCGACUACCACCAGCAGAGCUUGCCGCUGGGCUGCAGGCGCUCCGAGAGCACCUUCCUCAACGUGGAGAACCAGAACUCACGCAAUGCAGCUCCCAACCACGGCUAUCAGCACCCGUUCACUGGGCAGGCCCACCAGCAGCCAGACCUCAUCAUCAACGGCAUGCCACUGCCAGAGACAGAGAAUUACUCCAUUGACUCCAGUUACGUGAACAGCAGAGCCCACCUCAUUAAAAGGCCCCCAUGUAGCACAUCGACAUUCAAAGACCUGGAGGGGAACAGUCUGAAGGACAGCGGCCACGAGGAGAGCGACCAGACCGACAGUGAACAUGACGUCCAGAGAGGACACUAUGUUGACACGGCUGUCAACGACGCGCUGAACAUGACCAUCCCCCCCAAUGUUUGCCAGCUGCCGGACCAAGAUCCCAGCGAAGGCUUCCACUGCCAGGACGAGUGCCGCAUCCUCGGCCACUCUGACCGCUGUUGGAUGCCCCGCCACUCCAUCCCGGCGCGCGUCAAGUCGCCCGAGCACGGCCGCAAUGUCAUCGCCUUGUCCAUCGAGGCCACCACGGUGGACGUGCCCCACUACGAGGACGGCACCAUCAAGAGGACAUUUGCCACCUUCGGUAAGGAUGGGCCCGAGGACGCGGAGCGGGGCGAGUUGAAGGGAAAGCGGACUCACGAGUCUCAGGUGUGCAGCCCCAAGGCCAACGGCGGCGCCGUCCGCGAAGCCGGCAACGGGCGCGAGGCGGCCAGCCCCAUCACCUCCCCCGUGCACCUGAAGAGCCCACCGGCCAAGCCGCCGUCUGCCUACAACACGCUGAAAUGCCGCGACGCGGAGCGGAUCGCCAACCACAGUCUGCUGCGGCAGCCCGAGGGGAAGGACAGUGAGCCAGCUGUCAGGGAGAUCAACACGCUUCUCCACGACGGCCGAGACAAGGAAUCCCCGAGCAGCAAGCGCCUCAAGGACAUUGUGCUCUAGCGAGCUUCUCUUGUGACACAAAACAACACUCCUACACGCACACACACACACACACACACACACACACACGCACACAGGCGCGCACACACGCACGCACGCACACGCACGUACGUGUAUAACUCACAUGUAUGUACCCCGCAAACAGCUGUGUGGACACAGGAGGCGGCGGGAGGAGGGAGACACACCCGUUCGCGGUACACAAAAUUGAAGAACCGGCUCGUGCUGAGGACGGUUGGACAUGUAACGUGUGCUCAAGGCGAGGUAGUGGAUGUGGCUUCGUGGUAGUCGCAGUACUUUUUCCUUGUUUGUUGGGGGGGGGGGGG